CACAGCGCGCACGGGCGGCAGAGACAACGGCGGCAUCGCCGGAGCAGCAGCAGCAGCAGCAGCGCGCUGGGCACGCCAGCGGGCUGCGAGGCGGAGGCGACUGGAGCCGGUCGGUCGCCCUCCCUAGCGCGAGGUGCAAAAUUUCUGUCUUUGAAGAGGAAUGCUUAUAUAAAUACUUCUAAAUAGUGUUUGUCACCCACCAAAAUCCAACCAUGGUGAUCCUGUCAGAUUAUACAGCUGUCCCCACCUUAAACCAAAGCCAGCAAAGGCCUCUUCGAGUUGGAUUCUAUGAUAUUGAGAGGACCUUGGGAAAAGGCAAUUUUGCUGUAGUGAAACUGGCUCGGCAUAGAGUGACUAAAACGCAGGUUGCAGUAAAAAUUAUAGACAAAAAACGGUUAGAUCCAAGCAAUUUGGAGAAAAUCUAUCGUGAAGUUCAGAUAAUGAAGCUUUUGAAUCACCCUCAUAUUAUUAAGCUGUAUCAGGUUAUGGAGACAAAAGAUAUGCUUUAUAUUGUGACAGAAUUUGCGAAAAACGGAGAAAUGUUUGAUCACUUGACUUCUCAUGGACACCUGAGUGAGAGUGAAGCUCGAAAGAAGUUCUGGCAGAUCCUUUCAGCAGUAGAUUAUUGCCACAGCCAUCACAUAGUUCACAGAGACCUCAAGACAGAGAACCUGCUGUUAGACGCUAACAUGAACAUCAAACUUGCAGACUUUGGGUUUGGAAAUUUCUACAAAUCUGGUGAGCCUCUCUCCACAUGGUGUGGAAGCCCACCCUAUGCAGCCCCGGAGGUUUUUGAAGGAAAGGAAUAUGAAGGUCCACAUCUUGAUAUAUGGAGCCUUGGUGUGGUUCUUUACGUUCUUGUCUGUGGCUCUCUGCCAUUUGAUGGACCUAAUUUACCAACUCUAAGACAAAGAGUGCUUGAGGGUCGAUUCCGUAUACCCUACUUCAUGUCUCAAGACUGUGAAACGCUCAUUCGACGGAUGCUGGUGGUGGACCCUACAAAAAGAAUCACAAUUGCCCAAAUAAAACAGCACAAAUGGAUGCAGGCAGAUCCUUCUCUCCAGCAGCAGCAGUCUUUGUUAUUUUCCAUGCAAAACUACAACUCCAACCUGGGUGACUACAAUGAACAGGUCCUUGGGAUUAUGCACAGUCUUGGCAUUGACAGACAGAGAACAGUUGAGUCCCUACAAAAUAGCAGUUACAACCAUUUUGCUGCAAUUUAUUACCUUCUUUUGGAGCGCCUCAAAGAGUACAGAAGCAAUCAGUUGUCAAAUCGUCCAGCAAAUGGCCGUCAGCAACGGCCACAGAGCUCAGACUUCAGCAACGUUGAGUUGCCUCAGGACAGUCUUUCCAGUGAGACAUUGAGAUCGUCACUGCUUUACCAGCAUCCUCAGAAUCUGAUUCAGUCACCAUUACAGGUAGACAUGGAUUAUGACAACAGCAACCCAUUGCAGCCUGUGUUCUUUCCUGUGGAUCCAAACUUCAACAGUCUCUUCAGGAAUCGAUCAGUCUCUCCAAACAGCCUGCUGGAAACCACUAUCAGCGAGGAGGUCAGGCAGGACAAGGAACUGGAGGAGGAAAUUAAAGCCUUCAACCCAAUCCGCCUCCCCAUCAACACUAGCCGAAGGCACACUUUGGCCGAAGUCACAAGUCAUUUUUAUCAGUGCUCUCCACCAUGUAUAGUGAUUUCUUCAUCCACAAACCCCACCGAAGGAACCAGUUCUGACAGUUGCCUCACUUCAUCAUCAAAUGAUGCCUCUGUGAUUCUGAGCAAUUGUUCAGAAGAUCAAAUGAUCCUUGGUCACCCAGGCACAGCCAGAGUCACAUCAUCAUUUCUGACUUCUCAGUCAGACACACCAGUUUUACAGGCUCAGAGCUGCAUGGGUGGUGCUUCUCUGUUGCCUGUUACCUUUCAGGAAGGAAGGAGAGCAUCUGAUACCUCAUUAACUCAAGGCUUGAAAGCAUUUAGACAGCAGCUGCGGAAGAAUGCUAGAGCGAAGGGUUUUUUGGGUCUGAAUAAAAUCAAAGGGCUGGCUCGGGCAGCUGUACCAGUCGCCUUCUCUGCGUGCUGGAUGGUCUCGAAAGGCUUGAUGAGUCCUUUUUCAUUUACUCAAAAUGGCUCAGGUGUUUACGGCAGUGGGGAGAACAGCAGUGGCGGCAGCAGCACCAGGGAGAACAGGAACCUGCUUGAAGAGGUCCUUCAGCAACAGAGGAUGCUUCAGUUACAACAUCACCAGGCAACCUGUCAUCAGCCUUCUCAGGUGUCUCAAUCGCACACCAUUGUCUUGUCUGACACAAAAGGCAGUAAAUCAUCCAGUUCCUUCCUCCUGUCUGAAUUGCAAAGUGAGAACUCAUUAGAAUUGGCCUUCAGCAACACCCAGCUUCUGCAGCCCCACCUUUUUAGUGUUGGCAUCUCUCCAGUGUCUUCAGCUGCUCAUCUUCUAGACACACACCUGCACAUUAGCAACAAUGCAUCCCCCGUUGCCUCCAUGUUUUCGCAGCAAAAUAGCUUUGCGAUGCAAUCUUCAGCCUAUGAUGCCAUCAGUUUGCAGCACAGGGACUGUGAAAUGGAGGAUCUUACUGCGGCCCAGAUGGGAAAAUUCGUCUUGGUCAAAUGAGAAGGGUUCCUGUUCUUUGAAUUCAUGCAUCUCUUUUGGGAAAAAAUUCUACUCUUACUAAGAUCUGAGCAAGGGUGACUGACUGUAUUUUCCAACAGUGAAUAACUCUCAGAAGCAAUAAAAUGUUUGAAGUAUGUGAAGAGGCCAUUUGCUCAGUUUAGCUCCUAACUUUAUAGAACUGAUAAAAAAGCAAUAUAUAUACUUCUCAUGGCUUCAACAGUCCUUGCACUGAACAAAUAUAAUGAGAAACAGAAAGAAAAACCUUUUAAAGAAAGCAAUGACAGGGAAUUGGGGGUUGGGGGCAGGGAGAACACUUUUCUGGUACUGUAUUAAAAUCAGGCCAAUACAGCUCUGCUGUUAUGCAAGACUUCAAAGGUAAUCAGUUGUGGCAUGGCAGGGAAUGGCUUUUUCAAAGAAGGGACCAGAGCUGGCCUAUUCACAAUAUUUAUUCUAUGGAUUUGUGAAGAUGCUUACCUCUUUCUUAAAGAAACACAAAGCGCAGAAGUGGCAAGUAAUAUGCACAGAUAGAUGAACAAUGGUGAAAGUAUUUUGAUAAUUGUUUUAAAGGAACCUGUACCUCUUCUGCUUAUAUAUUCCCACUCCCCUACUCAAACAUUUGUACCUUAACAGAAAGCUGUGAACUUUUUGCUUAAUAGCUCAGAUGCAAUAGCUAAAAAUAGUUUGUAGUCAUCAUAAGCAAUUAAUUUAGUUUUGGGAUAGUUGUUCCCUGUUAUCAAGCUACAGAUUGCUUUCAUGUUGCCUUUGUUCAGAAUGGUAGGAAUAUUUUAUGUAUUGGCAUGGAGUUAUAUUGCAGCGGUGAUGGGAAGACUUUUAAAAUAAUGUUAUUUUAGUUUUUUUCAAAGCCUCCUGUAUCCCCAAAACCCCAGCAUUGCAUUGAGGCUGCCUAUGAGGUUUUUUUUCCAGUGCUGUACACAUUUGUUACCGCUGCUAAUGAGUUUUUUUAAUGCAUUUCAUUAUCAGGGUCCAAACUGAACCGACUCAUUGGGAAAAGUGCAAUAUUCAGAGGUUUUGAUGAUUAUACUGACAGUUUAAAAGAACAGAAUAGCACAAAGUGAUACUCUACAGAUAUUCUCUUUAUGAACAAGCUAAACAGAGUUAGAUAGUGCAAGUUCUCGGUUUUGUUGUUCUGCAUUCAAAUAGAUGAGUUGUUUUUUAAAUAGGCAUUUUUAUGUGUGGUUUGUAUGUGUGUGUGUGCAUGUGCUCAUGUGUAUAGGAAUUGAAAAACACUGUACACUACUUCUUAAGUUCUGAAAUGAGCUUCAGUUGUUUCUUCGCAUUGGCUCUCUCAGACCAGAGAAUGGCUUCCGUUCAUGACAAUGGAAGCCAGGCCUGGACAUUACACGGGUGAGGGAGAGGGAGAGGGAGAAAACAGUGUGACCUCCUUUGAUCCUGCAGCAAUUUGUUAGUGGCAAAGAAGGUCAAAGUUCUGUAGCAGGUGAGCAAGUAGUGAACCAGCUUGGUUCACAAAUGCCAUGUUUAAAACCAGCUUCAUUCUGUUUAACUCUUUAAGGACCCAUUUCUUUAAAUGGAACCCAGGGGUGCCUUCAGUGACUACAGCUUCUUGCAACCUGCAGCAUUAUGUAUGUUUUUAAAGGUAUUUUUAAAGCAAAUAAGCCAAAGACUGUCUGUCUGUUGGGAGGGUUGGGGUGGGGAGGGGGCAAAUAGACACAAAUGUUACAUGGCUCUGUCUGUGGUUUUUCAGCCUGUUCAUGUACAGGAUCAAUAGUGAUCUGUCUUCAGCUUGAUGGUGCUGCUGUGCAGUCUGGAAUCUUCAAGGUGAAAGGAAAUUAUCUCACUCUCUCUGACUGGUGCCUUUUGAGCAGAAGAAGCUCCAGAGGCUCCUGGCUUGGGUCUGUGGUCAGCAGCAGUGACAAAAAAUGAGUGAGACAAUGAGUGUCACAAAGCAGCAAUAUUGCCUUCAUUUACAUAAGGAAGCAGGCUCACUUUUAAACAACUGUUUCAGUUCCUUCUUUUCUGUCUGAUUUUCCCCCCCAGUGUCAUAGAUCAAGUGGCCACAAAAACAACGUCUGUUUCUUGUUCUGCGCAUUGAAAAGCACUUUACUUUUAGUGAACCCCUCCCCUUCCAUAUUCCAGUUGAUAUAGAAAAAUGCUUUGAAACGUUUCCAAAAUAGAGAUUGGUCAUUUUCAGCAUUUCAGGGUUUGUGUGUUGUUCUGUUCUGUGUGUGUGUGUGUGUGGUGGGGUGGGGGGGAGAAUAGAUUUUGACAGUGCUGUUCUGCAGAUUGCAGUGCAAUAGAUUAUUUAAAGAUGCUGUGUGAUUGGUUUAAGAUGUAUAGUUUUUAUUUUUUACCACGACUGAACAUUUUAUUAUGCUAAAUGAGAGAUGUAUACCAAAUUAUUAGUUGUGUUUUAUUUAAUAUUUAAAUAAAAACAAAUGUUUUAAAAUAA
Molecule: messenger RNA, 5046 nt
Organism: Sphaerodactylus townsendi
Lineage: Eukaryota; Metazoa; Chordata; Lepidosauria; Squamata; Sphaerodactylidae
Gene: SIK1
Product: salt inducible kinase 1
Biological process (GO): intracellular signal transduction; protein phosphorylation; microtubule cytoskeleton organization
Cellular component (GO): cytoplasm
Molecular function (GO): ATP binding; protein serine/threonine kinase activity; tau-protein kinase activity
Source: RefSeq, a predicted model, not a curated record